GAAUUCUUGCUACUGGCAAACUUGACAGUAUGAUGAAGACUGGGCACUGACCAUCCUAGCUACAGAGCCCAGAGUUUCUGUCUUUGAAACUGCCUCUGGUUUCCUUCCUGCUUGCUCCCUUUAUCCCCUGUGUCAGCAUCAGGGGGCAGUUUGGACUCUGUUGGGGAAGGAGCUGAACCUGAGGGUCUGCUGUCCCUUGCAAGGUGCAGAAGGAUCAGCCAUCCCAGAGCUGACGGAGACCUGAAGCUGUUGUGCUUGGUCUCUCAUCGCUAACGGAGCAGGCUCAUGUGACUGACCCAGUCAGGGUGAAAGGAGAAGUUGCAAACUCAGAAUUAAUACUUGUUCCAAGACCAUCUGGGGAGGUGCACACCUACCAGUCUGCUUUUUCUGUCUUUCAGGCCGUAACCAUCAUGCAACCUUGGGUAGCCAUCUCAGGCCUCCUGCUACUUCUGACGGAUGCUGUAGUUUCUUACACUCAAGUGAUUGGCAUGGUGGGUCACUCCAUCACGCUGCCCUGCACCUACUCAACAGCCCCUGGAGUCACUACCAUGUGCUGGGGUCGAGGGGCAUGUCCCAUGUCCCGUUGCUCCGAUGAAGUGGUCUGGACUAAUGGAUCCCAUGUCACCGUUCGGAAACACCCACGUUAUAAGCUAAAGGGAAACAUUUUAAGAGGGAAUGUGUCUUUGACCAUAGAGAAUGUGGCCCAGACUGACCGUGGUCUCUACUGUUGCCGUGUUGAGCACAGGGGGUGGUUCAAUGAUAUGAAACGCACCCUGUCGCUGGAGAUAAAGCCAGCUGAGGUCACCAGUGUUCCAACGUCACCUAGUGUCUUUACCUCUACUUCUUCAACGCCAGCACCCACGCAGAACCUCAAGCCAGAAACUACUUCAUCCUCUGCCAGGCAGACAGCAGGAACCCAGCCUACUGGGCCACGGGAAAGGAGCACAAGACAGCCCACCGAUUCACCAUUGUACUCCUGCCCCACCGAUGGGAAUGGCACUGUGACACAAUCUUCAGAUGGCCUUUGGCAUAGCAAUCAAACUCAUGUGUUGCUGGCACACAAUCCGUGGACGACCACCAGUAAGGGACUGUACAUCGGCAUUUGUGUUACUGCUGUGGUAUUGUUCGCUGUGCUGGUCGUCGUGAUUACCAAAAAAUAUUUCUGCGUAAGAAACAAGCUGGAACAACUAAACAUGGUUUGCAUGAAUGACCCUCGGACUGGAGCUUUGCAAAGUGCAGCCGAAGUGGGCAUCCGAGCAGAAGACAAUAUCUACAUUAUUGAGGACAAUGUUUAUGUCAUGGAUUAAGACCCAGUGGCCCUCUAAGGAUUUAUUUCCUUAACUGUGGGAGACAAUGACAAGAUACCACCAUGCCAGAGUUCUUGUAAGCCCUAGAUUGAUUUUUCUGUUAAUUUCCAAGGAUAGUCUAACAUGUCAGUUAUGUUGGGUAGAGUGCCUGGUUCAUCUGUGUAUAGUCACCCUCAUUGGCCAUAGAGUCCUAAUUUUUUAUGCUAAAACUUAAUUCACUGUUUCUCCCAAAUGUGAACACUUUAUAAUUACAUAUUCUCUUUGGAUCAUAUGAACCUUAUCUCCAUCAAGAAUGCUCACCAGUGAGGGAAGAGCUACCACUUUGGUCACCAAAGCUGUCAAGAAAAGCAGACUAGCAGUUAAAAUCAGCAGAUCUGAUGUGGGACUUAAAGGACUUCACUUGGAAGCAGUUUCCUGAUAAUCUCUUGUUUUUUUACAUUGUAACUCCAAAUGUUAACAUUUCUUAGGUUCCCCGAGGCUUUCAAAUCACAGGGGUACACAGGUCUUCAUUUCCCCCAAGGGGAAAUAGAAGUGAAUCUGAUUUCACCACUACAGGUCAAUCUGAUUUCGCAUGACUCUGGAAAUACACAGUAUUAAGGUUUUCCCUGGACCCGGGGUAGGUGUUUUAGCAGUUAGAAGGAACUGGGUAGGGAGUGGACCAAGUAGAUACCAGGGAAAGAAAAUCAGUUGCCCUGUGAUUUAUUGCAUGCUAUUUCUGCUACAUCAGUUCCACAGUUCCAAGCAUUUGUAUAUAUGAUUGUCAUGCUCUCUGAACUAAUUUUUAGAAUGAGGCAGGGCAGAAAUAAAUAAAAGAAAAAAAGGGAAAAGGCUAAAAGAAAUAGAAGAAAAAGAGGGGGAAGGUUAAAAGGCUUCCUGCUUUAGAAAAGUUAUUUUGCAAAGGUAACAGUGUUGUUUGAGAAUGUUACUAAUUUCAAUCAAAAUUCUAAAUUGUCCUUAGGUAACUGUAAUUUUAAAAUUGUUCUGGAAAGAUGAAGGGUGUUUUUUUAAAAUAGUAAAAACAGUUCAGUGCUAUUCCCUUUUUUCACAGUUCAGUUAAAUUUUUGGUUUUUCCAAGAGUUAAGCAAAGGCUAAUGGUGAGGAUAUCUUUAGUCACUAGAAGCUUUGCUACAUGAACAGUUAAGGAGGCUGGGUAUUAAUUUCAAUCUGAGUAGACCUUGAAAGAAGUCCUGCUUAGGGUUCAGAGUUACUCCUUAGUGGUCUAGGAGGGCAGGAUGUUUGUUUAUUUCUGAAGACAACAUCUUUGGCUUUGGUCUGUGGGGUUCUAGGACAUGGAUAGGACCUCCAAAUAAAGGUUAUAUGGGCAAAUAGGAUUGUUAAACAUGCUAUACUGGGUUUUCCAAAUGAUCUGGUCCAAGAAAUUUAUUGUUUAAACUGUAGUGUUUUUCUUUUAAAUUCAAAAUAACAUGAUAAACAUGGAGAUUUCAGAUUAAAGCCUAGAUUUGUAGCUUCUCUGGAAAGACUGGCAACAUUGGAUGGCAUUCCUACAUAGUCAGGGCCCCAUUAAAUGGUGCUAUAUACCACCCCUCCCCUAGUCCCCGCCUUUCCUGCACACAUACAUUUGUCCCUUGCUCUGUGACUGGCACUUUGAAUUUAUGACAGCUCUAUUCUCCAUACCCUUCUUGGAGAUUUAUGAUGGCACAUUAAAAGUUCUGAGAGUCUGAUUAAUGUUACCCAGCAUUUCCAAAACUUACUUGAAACCCGUGAACACAGUGUCUACCAGCCUACCCAGUAACAUUCUGUGAAACAGUAUGUAAGAACAUGUGGGGAAGGAGGUGGUACACAGAAUUAGGACUAGGACCUGAGUUCUAGUCUUAACUCUUAACAGAAACACUGGAUGACAUUAGGGUGAAUCCUGUUGCUGGCAUUUUCUAAUCUUAUCUUGCAUAACUAUUCCCAUAAUUGUAUUGAUGUGUAGCAGUAAUUCCAACGACAUGUUACUUCUAGUCUUUGGAAAGUGGAAAACACUACAGAAAUGCAAAGAGCUUUUUGGGUUUUAUUUUUGCCUUUUUCUUUUCUUUUUUUUUUUUUUGGUCGAGUUUGCAAUAAUAGAUUUAGCCUUAGUGCUCAGUAAAUAAUUUCAGUGGUGUUGCAUUCAUAUGUUUUUUGCUAUAUGGUACUUUUUUGGGGGGGGAGCAGGAGUAAUGUAUCUUUUUUGGAAAAGUUGAUACUUGUAAUUUGGCUAAUUUUAUGCUGUAGAAAAAUGUGUAUUGUAGAGGAUGAACAGGUGAGAAGGGAGGAAGGGGAGGUGUUUAGUUAAUACUUAAUUCCCUCCUGUGAGUAUAUCCAUCUUGUAGAAUGUAUUGAGUUUUGUUUUCAAUCCUUCAAGACAAUUGAGGUUCCAUUUUCCAUAGUCUAUCUUGCGACUUUAGGACACUGGUGUAAGUAAGAUAUUUAAACUUGAGAAAUUCUGCACGUCUUUAAGGAGUAGCAGAACCAAUCUUUUCACUAAUUGCUAAUCACUAAGAUAAUUUUAUGAGUACGUGAUAGUAUGAGGGACUCUUUGUGACUAGUUUCGUUUGUGGGUACACAUUAAUAAAAGAUAUUUUUGUUUUCAUUUUGAAAA
Molecule: messenger RNA, 3891 nt
Organism: Mustela lutreola (European mink)
Lineage: Eukaryota; Metazoa; Chordata; Mammalia; Carnivora; Mustelidae
Gene: HAVCR1
Product: hepatitis A virus cellular receptor 1
Exons: 8
Coding region: 411-1307 (298 amino acids)
Biological process (GO): positive regulation of mast cell activation; phagocytosis, engulfment
Cellular component (GO): cell surface
Molecular function (GO): phosphatidylserine binding; virus receptor activity
Source: RefSeq, a predicted model, not a curated record